AUGCAUGAGGAAUUGCUCAUAAAUUCCGAUCACGUCCUUUACAUGAUGAUCGAACACAAUACUUCAGCGAAUUUUGUUGUUGUUGGCAUUUUAAAGACGGGAUGGAAAAAAUUAUGUCUCUACAACAAAGCUGUAGGAUCAUGUAAAGAAACAAUGGUCUACUGUUUGAUGGAUUUCUACGUCCACGAAUCUAGACAGCAUAAAGGUUAUGGAAAAUAUCUGAUCGAUUACAUGCUACAGGAUAUGCAUUUAUGCGCCAAAAAUUUGGCUAUAGAAAAUCCAACUAAAAAUCUAUUGGAGUUUAUGUGGAAACAUUUUCAAUUGUCCAAAAUAGUUAACCAGGGAAACUAUUUCAUAGUCUAUGAGGAGUUUUUCGAUGAUGCAUUCAACGAAAGGAAUCAUAACGAUGGCGGAAACGGGUAA
This is a messenger RNA of Acyrthosiphon pisum (pea aphid), 423 nucleotides long. RefSeq names its product alpha-tubulin N-acetyltransferase-like. Gene Ontology annotation, biological process: alpha-tubulin acetylation. The transcript is spliced from 5 exons. Gene Ontology annotation, molecular function: tubulin N-acetyltransferase activity. Gene Ontology annotation, cellular component: microtubule. The coding region runs from base 1 to 423 and encodes 140 amino acids. NCBI's taxonomy places the organism in Eukaryota, Metazoa, Arthropoda, Insecta, Hemiptera, Aphididae. The record is from RefSeq and is a predicted model, not a curated record.